Molecule: messenger RNA, 558 nt
Organism: Aspergillus udagawae
Lineage: Eukaryota; Fungi; Ascomycota; Eurotiomycetes; Eurotiales; Aspergillaceae
Exons: 1
Coding region: 1-558 (185 amino acids)
Source: RefSeq, a predicted model, not a curated record
AUGCAUCUACUUAGCAAAACUGCUGUCCUCCUCCUGGCUCUGAGCGUCAGCGCCAGACCCAUCGAGGAGGCUCGCGCCGAGACAACAACGGCGCCCGCCGGUUAUGGAGACUAUAAGGACUAUGGCUCCUACGGCAAGUACGGUGACUACGGCCAUUACAGGCGCGGCGAGGAACCCACCACUACAUGCACAAGCACCGAAACAGAAACUCCUGUUCCAGGAUACAACAACUACGGUGAUUACGGAAACUAUGGCAAAUAUGGGGACUACGGUCACUACAAGCGUGACGAAGCGCCCACCACCACUACCACCACCACCGAGACUACGACUCCUACUCCCACUCCCGGCGGCUAUGGUGACUAUGGAGACUACGGAAACUACGGCAAGUAUGGGGACUAUGGUCACUACAAGCGCGACGAUGAGCCCACCACCACUACUACCACCACCACCACCACCCCCACCGAGACCUCCACUCCCACUCCCGGCGGCUAUGGUGACUAUGGUGACUAUGGUGACUACGGCAACUAUGGCAAUUACGGCACCUACGAGCACUACUAG